This is a messenger RNA of Meloidogyne enterolobii, 1818 nucleotides long. Lineage: Eukaryota; Metazoa; Nematoda; Chromadorea; Rhabditida; Meloidogynidae. The record is from the annotation of a GenBank genome assembly.
AUGUCAAAUACUUGUGGUUCUUUUACCUAUAAUAAAUCAUCAUCAUCCUCCUCUUCCUCAACUUCAACAGAUCCUAUGGCAAAAUUACUUACUAGACUUAGAUCUCGUACUCGAAUUUCUUUAGUUAUUUUUGGUGCUGUAAUGAUACAUUUAACUAUUGGCACUUAUCACACUUUUGGUAAUAUGUUACCUUAUAUGGCUUCUUAUAUGAAUAACUUUACUGAUAAAAGCGUUAAAAUUGAACAUUUAAUUUGGAUACCCACAUUUCAGGGUUGUUUUCCUUUUGCAAUGAUUAUUGGUGGAUUUUUGGCUAGAAGGUUUGGUCCUAGAAUAGCUGCCGGAAUUGGGUGCUAUACAAUGUGUGCAAGUGUAUUUUUAUCUGGAUGGGCCAUUCAACAUUCCUACUAUGCUUUUCUACUCACUUAUGGUUUGAUGUUUGGUUUAGGCCAAGGAAUUGCUUAUGUAGUUGCUGUUUCUUGUGUUAUAAAUUGGGCACCUAAAAUGGUUGGGCUUGGUUCUGGUAUUGUUGCGGCCGGUUUUGGAAUUUCUUCUUCCAUUUUUGCUCCGAUUCAGACAAGAAUUAUAAAUCCUCACAAUGUCGCCCCAACAAGUGAUGGAUAUUUUAAUGAUCCUGAACUUCUAAGCAGAGUUCCAGGAAUUUUUACUACUUUAAGUAUUGUCUUUUUUAUAAUGCAAUGUAUUGGACUUAUUUUUAUUUGUGAUCCACCAACAGAGUUUGCUCGCCGUUUUCUCGUUCAUGAUUGUACUUCCUUAAUUGACAUGGCCUGGCUUUCAAAACGCCGCUCCCAUUGGCUAGCAUCAAAUGGCCCUCCACUUCUUUCAAGUGGCUGGGCACAGGCAAAGCUUGGAUUGACUCGAGUAGAACAAUUUGGAAGAUAUCAGUAUUCAAAAUUAUCGGCAGAUGAAUCUGAUGAGCAAAAAAAUAUGGUCCCAGAUAAAUUAACGGAGCUUGAACACUCUCUUAAAGAGGAGGGCAACUUAACAAAUUCAUUUCCUACACCUCCUAAUGAAUCAGCUGAUUCCGAAGAAUUGGAAAUUGAAAAACAAGGUCUUCCAAUUUCUUUUGAUCCUUAUCAAAUGCUACAAUCCUCAACAUUUGUUUUUCUUUUUAUUUCUCUUUUUUGUUGUUCUUUUUAUGGAAAUUUCUUUUAUAAUCUAUACAAAACAUUUGGCGAAACCUUUAUUGACGAUGACUUUUUCUUAGCAAUGGCUUUUAGUCUCGGUUCCAUUGCAAAUGCUAUAGCAAGAGUUGGUUGGGGAUUACUUACUGACCGAACAAGUUUUCAGACUUCCCUUUGUAUGGCAACAUCGUUGGCAACAGUUCUUUUACUUACAAUGCCCCUUACAGCACUUGCAGGACGUUAUGUUUAUCUUUUAUGGUUAAUUUUAAUGUUUGUUUGUUUGGCAGCAACUCAUGCCCUUUUUAUCACAGCAAUCGUUCGUUGUUUUGGUUCACAACAUAAAAUUAUUAAUUAUGGGUUUUUAAUUCUUUCAACGACUCUCAGCGGCAUUGUACUUGCUGUUGGAAGUGAAUACUUUCUGCAUUCAAUUGGAUAUAAUUGGGCUUUCAUUCUCACAGCUUGUUUUCCAUUUAUUGCUUUCCUUCUAACUUCGGCUAUUCGAAUUACUCCACAAGGGCAUUUGAUUGUCUCGAAAUAAAUAUAACAAAAAAGUUCAAAUUUUAUUUUCUAAACUCCUUUCUAGCCAUGAUUUUUCUUUGCCCUGUGAUGUUUUUGUGAUAAUCUUUUAAGCUAUAUUUAUAUCUCAAUUCAUUGCUUUUGCAUAUUAUAUGUAUAU